AUGGCCGCACCACAAGGGGGUUACCCUCCCCAGGAAGGGUACGGUCAACCGGCCGCCUAUGGCUCUCCCACCCAGCAACAGGCCCCGACUCCAGUUCAACACGGUGGCAAGAAGAAGCGGGCAUAUGCUGGGGAGGCGUUCGAGUUUGGCUCCGGUGCCAAUGCCGCGCUGGGCGGUCAGUUGCCAGCUGGUGGGAGCUACGGAGCUUACCCUCAGCAACAAGCCGGUUACCAGCAGCCUGCUGCCUAUGGCGCAGACCCGGCUCAAGCAUAUGCUGCUCCCGCUGCUCCUGGUGUCGCACAGAUGACCCAGCAGUUUGGGGCAAUGGGCAUGACAGAUCCGCAUCUCCUCCCCCCUCAGCCGGCUCCCCAGGCUCCGCAGGCUCCGCGUACCGUCCCGCUCAACCAGCUGUAUCCCACGGACCUCCUCUCCCAACCAUUCAAUGUCGCGGAAUUGGACUACCCGCCUCCUCCCAUUGUUCUGCCGCCGGGUACCAGUGUUUACCCCUCCCCUUAUGCCAACUGCCCCCCGAAAUAUGUCCGGUCGACAUUGAACGCUGUCCCCACCACCCAUUCGCUUUUGAAGAAGUCGAAGCUGCCAUUCGCUCUUGUCAUCCAACCCUAUGCAGCCCUCCAUGACUCGGAAGACCCGAUCCCCGUCAUUCCUGACCAGGUCAUCUCGCGUUGCCGCCGUUGCCGUUCCUAUAUCAACCCCUUCGUGACCUUCCUCGACCACGGACAUCGCUGGCGUUGUAACAUGUGUAACUUGACCAAUGACGUGCCGCAGGCCUUUGAUUGGGACACGGCCCUGCAGAAGCCUGCCGACCGGUCGCUGCGGCCUGAUCUCAACCACUCGGUGGUAGAAUUUGUUGCCCCUCAGGAAUACAUGGUCCGCCCGCCACAGCCACUGGUCUAUCUCUUCUUGAUCGAUGUGAGUUACGCAUCGGUUACGAAUGGCCUUCUGGCGACGAGCGCACGGUGCAUCAAGGAGAGUCUGGACCGAAUCCCGAAUGCAGACCGCCGAACCCGCCUGGGCUUCAUCGCCGUCGAUUCGAGCCUUCACUAUUUCAGCAUCCCUCGCGAUGGUUCCGAAAACUCGAACCCCCAGAUGCUUGUUGUCAGCGAUCUGGACGAACCCUUCCUUCCUAUCCCUGGUGAUUUGCUCGUCACCUUGAGCGAAUGCCGCGAAAACAUCGAGUCGUUCCUCGACAAGCUACAGGAGAUGUUCCAGAACACGCAGAACAACGGCUGCGCUAUGGGGUCGGCUCUGCGUGCGGGCUACAAGCUGAUUGCUCCUGUUGGAGGCAAGAUGACUGUGCUCAGUUCAUCCUUGCCCAACGUUGGUCAUGGCGCUCUGACCAUGAGAGAAGACAAGAAGGUCUUGGGUACUAGCAAGGAAAGCAGUCUGCUGCAGACGGCCAACAGUUUCUACAAGAGCUUCGCGGUGGAGUGUUCCAAGGCCCAAGUCUCGGUGGACAUGUUCCUCUUCUCUUCGCAGUACCAGGACGUGGCGUCUCUGAGCAACCUGCCCCGCUACACCGGUGGACAGACGUACUUCUACCCCGGAUGGAACGCGGCUCGCGGCGAAGACGCCAUCAAGUUCGCGCGCGAGUUUUCGGACUAUCUGUCGUCGGAGAUCGGCCUGGAAGCUGUCCUCCGUGUCCGUGCCACCACUGGCCUGCGCAUGAACACCUUCUACGGAAACUUCUUUAACCGCAGCUCCGACCUGUGCGCCUUCCCGGCCUUCCCUCGCGACCAAGCGUACGUGGUCGAAGUCGCCAUCGAUGAGACCAUCACCCGCCCCGUGGUGUGCCUGCAGACUGCGGUGCUCCACACCACGUGCAAUGGCGAGAGAAGAAUCCGGGUGUUGACACUGGCGCUCCCCACCACGCAGAACCUGGCGGAUGUGUAUGCGUCGGCGGACCAGCAAGCGAUCGCAACUUACUUCAGUCACAAGGCGGUGGAGCGGGCUCUGGGAAGCGGCCUGGAACCUGCGCGGGAAGCCCUGCAGUCGAAGAUUGUGGAGCUUCUGGCGACGUACCGGAAAGAACUUGCGGGCGGAAGCGUGAGCGGAGGUGGUCUGCAGUUCCCUGCCAACUUGCGAGGUCUUCCGGUCCUCUUUCUCGCGAUGAUCAAAAACCUGGGACUUCGGAAAUCGGCACAGAUUCCGACCGACAUGCGGUCUGCGGCUCUUUGCCUGCUGUCGACGCUUCCCCUGCCCCUCCUGAUGCAGUACAUCUACCCGAAGAUGUACUCUCUCCACGAUAUGCCGGACGUUGCCGGGUUGCCCGACGAGAAGACCGGCGAGAUUGUGCUGCCGCCGCCGGUAAACCUGUCUUCCGAGCGGGUGGUGCCAUACGGACUGUACCUGAUCGACGACGGCCAAACGCAGUUCCUCUGGGUGGGACGGGACGCGGUGCCGCAGUUGGUUCUGGACGUGUUCGGACUGCCCGACAAGUCGCAGCUCCGGGUGGGCAAGCAGAACCUGCCGGAUCUGGACAACGACUUCAACCAGCGGGUGCGGGCGGUGGUCGAGAAGAGCCGGGACCACCGGUCGAAGGGCGUGGGCAGCAUCGUGGUGCCACACCUGUAUGUGGUGAAGGAGGAUGGCGAGCCAGGGCUUCGGCUGUGGGCACAGACGAUGUUUGUGGAGGACCGGGCGGACCAGAGCGUCAGCCUGGUGCAAUGGAUGGGAUCGUUGCGGGAAAAGGUUUGA
Molecule: messenger RNA, 2715 nt
Organism: Aspergillus terreus NIH2624
Lineage: Eukaryota; Fungi; Ascomycota; Eurotiomycetes; Eurotiales; Aspergillaceae
Product: COPII subunit SEC24
Exons: 3
Coding region: 1-2715 (904 amino acids)
Biological process (GO): COPII-coated vesicle cargo loading; intracellular protein transport; endoplasmic reticulum to Golgi vesicle-mediated transport
Cellular component (GO): endoplasmic reticulum exit site; COPII vesicle coat
Molecular function (GO): zinc ion binding; SNARE binding
Source: RefSeq, a predicted model, not a curated record